Messenger RNA from Aspergillus welwitschiae, 1140 nucleotides. Its product is annotated as mitochondrial 37S ribosomal protein uS10m. The record is from RefSeq and is a predicted model, not a curated record. Gene Ontology annotation, biological process: translation. Lineage: Eukaryota; Fungi; Ascomycota; Eurotiomycetes; Eurotiales; Aspergillaceae. Gene Ontology annotation, molecular function: structural constituent of ribosome. The transcript is spliced from 5 exons. Gene Ontology annotation, cellular component: mitochondrion; small ribosomal subunit; ribosome. Bases 164 to 955 code for a protein of 263 amino acids.
GUGGCCUUUCGCUCGCUAUCCUGGGGCACUGAUGCGAAAAAGAUUGUAGGUAUUCAGAUGAGGAUAUCCAAGGUCCCUGCAAUACUACCUAGGGAUCUGACGCAUUGUUCCUGUAUUGUCUAGAGUACCAUCUAUUCAAUUCUUCCAAUCAUUGAAUUUAACCAUGGCAUUAUUCCUCAACUCUCGGCUACUCAAAUGCACUGGCAGACAAUUCCAGUUACUAGCAGGUUUUAGAGGCUACAGCACUUUCUCUGACAUAACCCAUCAUGCACAGCCAGCGAGCGAUUCCCUCCACCCAGCAGCCUCGGCUGAAUCCAGUGCACUACAAUCGACCGAACUGCAAACGAAACAAUGGAGGGAACGCCUUGAGAGCAUUAAUAGUAAGGCUCGACUUCCCAGGAGCGUUCAAGCUGUGUACCUACGACCCCUCCGGAGGAAGGCCGAGUUUGGCCUUCCAGUCUGUGAUCUUCAGUUGAGAUCUUACAGUGUACGGAACGUCGAAUUUUUCGCCGAUUUUGCUGUGCGGGCCGCUUACUACCUGAACCUUCCUGUCUCGGGGCCGGUGCCCUUGCCACGAAUCGUUGAACGAUGGACCGUCCCUAGAAGUAACUUCGUGCACAAAAAGAGUCAGGAGAAUUUUGAAAGAAUAACACUUCGACGCUUGGUACAAAUCAAAGACGGCAACCCUCAAGUUGUACAGACAUGGCUAGCAUUCUUGCGCAAGCAUGCUUUCUAUGGAGUCGGCAUGAAAGCAAAUGUCUGGGAACAUGAAAGCCUCGAUGUAGCUGCAAACAUGGACAGCACUCUUCCAGAAGUCAAGAAGACGCUUGAGCCUUACCUUUCACAAUUUGGUCAGCGGCAAGAUGCAACAUCUCAUGACUCUAUCUUAGACAUCCUGGACAACGAACGCUUCGUUGCAUACAAGGGCCCUUUAACUACAGCACGCAAGGCAUAAGUGCUUUUGUUUUUUUACCGAUACUUUGUAUAAUAUCACAUAGUUGUCAUCAUCUUGUACGAUUUUACCAAUCUUUUACAAUUUCAUUUUCCAGAUUAAUCUGUCUAUAAGCCUGCUGUCAUGUGUUCUUGCUGGAGAAAGGCAAACUAUCGGUACGACAUCUGUUGUUGCGGCAUGUACGUGCU